CUGAUGAUUGUAGCAUUGCUACCUCAUUUUUACGACACCAUGAUGUUGUUACUCGUGUUUUGUUGUCUUGCAGUCUCUUUGGUGGGUCAUGUCGUCGAAGGAAGUUGUGGAUACAAGCCCAAUGUAAGAAUCGUCGGUGGAACAGAAGCCCCUCCUGGUGCAUGGCCCUGGCAAGUCAUGAUUAGAACAAAAUCGUCUUUUCCUGGUCAUUUCUGUGGAGGGUCCUUGAUACACCCACAAUGGGUAGUAACCGCUGCCCACUGUCUCUACGGCAGGACUGAAAACGACUUCUUUGUCAGACUUGGUGCUCACUAUCGGGAUAGCGUGAUGGGAACUGAACAAGAUAUCGACAUCGAAAAGAUGAUAAAACACUGGAGUUACGGAAAACCUAAAUCACUGAGCCAUGAUAUUGCAUUAUUGAAGCUCAAAAGACCUGUUAGGUUAUCAAAGGACGCGGGUCUUGUCUGCCUACCAAGAACUUAUUCUAAUGUACUCCAGGGUACCAAGUGUUGGGUCACGGGGUGGGGCAAGCUAUCAGCCGGUGGGGCUGAUCCACGUGUCCUCAUGCAAGUGUCCGUUCCCAUCGUCUCACGAAGAAAGUGCCAAAAUUCGUACCCUGGUCAAAUUGACGAUUCCAUGAUCUGUGCCGGGUACGAUCAGGGGGGCCGAGACUCUUGCCAAAACGACUCUGGGGGUCCUCUUGUGUGCGAGCAAUUCGGGAGGUUCUAUUUAGAGGGUGUGGUCUCGUGGGGUGAAGGAUGUGCCGGACGGUUGAAAUACGGUGUUUAUGCCAAUGUCCGAUAUUUGAAGAGAUGGAUAUACAAUAAUAUGAGAUAAUGAUAUAAAAUAAACAUAUAUCAUGGACUCUAGA
Messenger RNA from Exaiptasia diaphana, 871 nucleotides. RefSeq names its product CUB and peptidase domain-containing protein 2. The transcript is spliced from 4 exons. NCBI's taxonomy places the organism in Eukaryota, Metazoa, Cnidaria, Anthozoa, Actiniaria, Aiptasiidae. The record is from RefSeq and is a predicted model, not a curated record. Gene Ontology annotation, molecular function: serine-type endopeptidase activity. Gene Ontology annotation, biological process: proteolysis. Bases 4 to 837 code for a protein of 277 amino acids.